CCGGGAGCCGCCCGAAGAGAAGGGACGGACGGCGCCGCACCGAGCCGCAGGACGCGACGAGACGGGAGCGCGGGACAAGGGAGACCGAGAAACCGGGGGCGCGGAGACCAACGGGGCACGACCCGAGGGCGCAAGGCAGGAGGGCACCGACGAGAACCCACCAGGAGGGAAGCCAACCCGGAACCCGGAACAACAAGGAAGGGGGCGGAGGGGAGAAACGAAACAAGAGGAGGCAAAGAACAAGAGAAACAGGCGGAAGCAAACCAAAAACAGAGAGACAAGAAAGAGCCCGCCCAGAACCGGGAAGGCACGAGGACAGAGCGACGAACAAAAGGAGGACAAGGCCCAAAAGGGACAACAGAGACGGGACGGGCGCGAAAGGGAAAAGACAAGGCGAGAGAGACAGAGGGAGACGGAAAGAGGACAAAACGGCGGGGGCGCACGCCCGGCGCCGAGCAGGCGGCGCCAAGCGCGAGCAACGCGGGCGACGAGGGCCCGGACCGGCAGCACGAAAGAGAGGCAGAGCGGAGCAGGAGGACCAAAACAACAGGGACCCAGGAGGCAGCAGAGGCCGACGGAACGGGAAAAGGAAAGGCAAGAGGAAAAGAAGGAAGAACACAAACCGAAGGCAAGAGCGGAAAGCGAAGGAACAAGGGAAGGCACACGAGGGGAGAAAGAACGAACGAAAGGAAGCGAGAAGCGAACGACACCGAACGGGACCCCCAGAAGCCCAGAAGGGACACGCGGGCGCAAAGGAAAGAAAAACCCGAACGGACCCCCAGAAGCCCGACGAGGACACAGAAGAACGAGAACGAAAGAGAAGGGCAGAAAAGAACCCAAGAACGAAGAACAGCAAACCAGAACCGCAACCCGAAGGAGGAGAAGCGGACAGGACGGAGGCCGGACCGCGAACCGGAGGCGCACAAGAAAGAGCCAAGGAAGCAAGCACAAAGAGCAAGGAGAGGAGGCCGGAACGCGAACCGGAGGCGCGAGAGAAGGAGCGGGGAAAGAGAGGCCGGACCGGAAACCGGAGGCGCGAGAGAAGGAGCGGGGCAAGAGAGGCCGGACCGGAAACCGGAGGCGCGAGAAAGGGCCAAGGGAGCGGCGGAAAGAGGCCGAAGCGAGCCACACGCAGAAAGGGCCAGGAACCGGCCAACGGAGCCAAGCAAGGGAAGGCCGGGGAACCAAAGCGAAAAGCAAAGGCAAAGCGCGAAGGAGAACGAGGGGCGCCGAGGAACGCGGGAAGCCGGAACAGCGGGGAAAAGAAGGAGAACGAAAGGCGGAGCAAGCGGAGCGCCGAACGAAGGCCCAAACGAGCAGACGCAAGGCGGCGACACCAGGCGACAGGGAGCGAAGGCGCGCCGAGCGACGGGGGCAAAACGAAGGCCGAGGGGAGCCGAAGAAGGGAGGGCGAAGGCAAGCCCGAGGCAAACCGAAACGAAGGCCCAACAGGCGGCAAAGAAACAAGAAGGAAGCAGGCAAGCACGCCACAGAGCGAGGAGGGGCCGGGAAGAACACAAAGCAGGCGCACAGGGACCCGAGAAGGCCCGAAAGAGGCCGAAAACAGGAGGGCGGAACACCGAGGCAAGAGGCAAGAACGACCCAACCCAAAGCCCAACGAAGCAACAGGCAGGCACAGGCGCGAGCGCAAGCGAAGAGAGGAAAACCGGAGCCGACCGGGAGGCCAAGCACACGCGCGCCAAAAGCACGGGGCGGAGCGGGCCCGGGAACGGCCGCGAAACGCGGCCCCGCGAGCAAAAAGAGGAGCACAACGGGAAGACGGGGGGGAGACACCAAAAGCACAACAAACGGAGACGGGGCAAGGGGGAGGCAAAACGGAAAGCGGGGGACCCGCGCAGGAAAGGCGGAAAGGAACCCCAAAAGGGGGGCCGAACCAGGGCCCCGAGCGCAGGGCCCAAAAGGGGACACAAGGCGGGGCGCGGGAACAACACAAGAGCAACAAGCAACGAAAACCCAAGGGGCGCAAAAAGGAGAGGGGACAGCAGCGAAGGCAGCGGGGACCAAAAAGGGCGAGCGACAGGAAAAGCGAACAACACCACAAGGGGCGGCGCGAAAAACCACGCAAGAGAGCCGCAAAAAGCACCAAAAGCGGAGCGAAAAGGGCGAAGAAAACAAGGCGCAAAAAGGGCCAAAAGCAAGCGCACAAAAAGGGGCGGGCAGCAGGGGGGGCGAAAAGGACCGCAAACGGGGACGCCAAAGCACGAGCCGAGCGCACCAACACGGGGGCCGCGAAAAAGCGCACAACGGAGCCGGGGGAGCCCAAAGCGGGGGAGAGAGGAGAGAGAGAGGAGGGGGGGAAGGGGAAAGGGCGGAGGGGCGGCAAGGAGGGCAGAAAGGGCGGCAAGGGCCCAAAACGGAAAACGCCGACGGGGGGCGCCGAGGCGGGCGGAACCCCGGGCACGCAAACGAGAGAGGCAACCAGACCAAAGGCGAGAGGCCAGACGCAACGGCACAGGCGAAAGGGCCAGCAGAGGGCAGGGCGAGAAAAAGGGGGCCCACGGCCAAAAGCCAGGGGAAGGCAAAACCCACAAAAGGGCGCGGAGAGAGAGCGAAAACCGCCAGACACAAAAGAAGGGGCAAGCGAGACCAAACGCGACAGGCCGGAGCGAACCACGCGGACGGAAGGCGCAGCCGAGCGCGGGGACGCAAAGGGGACCAAAGGCAAACGGAGGCGGAAACGGAAAGGGAAAACGCCGAAGCGCACCGACGCCACGGAAAACCGCGGGAGGCAGGGCGACCAGGCGACGAGCCGAAAAGGACCCGGCCGGAGCGGAGGAAAGCGGCAGAAGGGGAGGCCGAGGGCAGCGGCGGGAACGGGGAGCGAAAAGGAGCGGGCAAGGGGCAGAAGCGCCAAAACACAAAAACGCGCACCAAGACCAAACGAACGACCAGGGGACCGAACGGGCAGGCGCAGCAAG
This is a messenger RNA of Solanum verrucosum, 2939 nucleotides long. RefSeq lists its product as uncharacterized. The record is from RefSeq and is a predicted model, not a curated record. Lineage: Eukaryota; Viridiplantae; Streptophyta; Magnoliopsida; Solanales; Solanaceae. The annotation marks the transcript as partial. The transcript has a single exon.